AUGAGAUAUUUAAGGGAAAGAAAGGUAUUUUCAGGUUCAGAUUGUGUUUCAAAAGAAGAUAAAAGUUUAUUAACAAAAAAUAUGAAUUCUCAAGAAAAUGAGAAUAAAUCAGCACAAAAAGUAUAUAUAACACAAUCAAGAAUGAAUAUGAGUGAUAAAAAUUUUUCUGUAUCAUCAGAACGGUUAAGAGGUUUACGCAAAAAAAAAUAUUGUUCAGAAAAGAAUUGUCAUAAUAGAGAAAGAGUAAAAUACGUGGAUAUUUUAAGGGAUUUCUUCACUAGAUCUCAAAUUCCAACUGAGAAGAAAGGAUCUUUGAUUUUAUUUGAAGCGGUUGAAGCAGCACGAUGUUCUUUGAAUAGAGAUGAUAUGGAAAAAAAAAAUAAGAAUGCAGCUUCUGGGGAUAAAGAUAGAAAUAAGAGUUUCGAAAGAAAAGGGAAAACAUAUUUAACUCAAGGACUUUAUGCAUUUUCAUUUAAUUAUACCAGAGAAUCUGAUUCAAAUAAUUUGAAAAAAAAAGAAAUAUUUCCUCUGCCAAUACAUUAUGGGAUUACAUUGAUCGAUCAUUUAAGGGAUUUUAAAUUGCCAUGGAAUUUAUUUGCUACAUCAAAGAAAUCAUACAGACCAGGAGGUUGGAGAUAUAUUAAACAAAAUAUUUAUGGCAAAGAAAAGUUUAAAAAGAUUUUUCGUCCUAAAUGCAAUUGCAAACAAGGUUCUGACUGUGGAGAUGGUUGUUUAAAUAGAGAACUUUUUUAUGAAUGUGAUGAUGCUACAUGUGCUCUUGAUAAUUCCCAAGAAUGUUCUAAUCGUGCUUUUCAAGAUUAUACAAAAAAAAGAAUGGAAGGAAGACUUUCUUCCUUAAAUACGGAAAUUAUUUGGACAGGAAAAUGUGGAUUUGGUCUUCGAUCUCUUCGUGAUUUCGAAGCAAACUCUCUUAUAGUUGAGUACUGUGGAGAAGUAAUAGAGAAAAAUGAAUUGUUUCGUAGAAUGAAUAGUAUUUACAAAGAUGCUCGGAAUUAUUAUUUUUUAAAUUUUGAGUCAGGACUCGUCUUAGACGCUGGAAUAAAGGGAAACGAAGCUCGCUUUAUUAACCAUUCUUGUAAGCCUAAUUGUAAAAUUGAAAAAUGGUAUGUGAAGGGUAUUCCACGUAUUGGUGUUUUUGUCGGAGAAGCUGGAUUGUUUGCAGGAGAAGAUAUAACAUAUGAUUAUAAUUUUAGGAAAGCAAAAGCUCAUUGUAUUAUUAUUUAA
This is a messenger RNA of Pneumocystis murina B123, 1245 nucleotides long. RefSeq lists its product as hypothetical. Gene Ontology annotation, biological process: regulation of DNA-templated transcription. Bases 1 to 1245 code for a protein of 414 amino acids. The record is from RefSeq and is a predicted model, not a curated record. NCBI's taxonomy places the organism in Eukaryota, Fungi, Ascomycota, Pneumocystomycetes, Pneumocystales, Pneumocystaceae. Gene Ontology annotation, cellular component: chromatin; nucleus. Gene Ontology annotation, molecular function: protein binding; histone H3K36 methyltransferase activity. The transcript is spliced from 8 exons.